CAGUUGCAACGACCCCUUCUCUGGAGCAACCAAGUCUCAACACUCAUCAUGAAGUUGCUUAGUCUCGCACUGGCUCUCCUGCUGGUGUUGUCUGGCGUCCUGUCGCCCAGCCAAGCCAUGCCGGGCGCCCUGGCUGACCCGAAUCCCGAAGCAGAAGCAGCAGCCGACCCUGAUCCGUUCUUCUUCAAAAAGAAGAAGUAUGGCUACGGCGGCUAUGGUUAUGGCGGCUAUGGCUAUGGCGGUUAUGGCCAUGGCGGAUAUGGCGGUUAUGGCCAUGGCGGUUAUGGCCACGGCGGAUAUGGCGGUUAUGGCGGUUACGGAGACUAG
Molecule: messenger RNA, 327 nt
Organism: Penaeus vannamei (Pacific white shrimp)
Lineage: Eukaryota; Metazoa; Arthropoda; Malacostraca; Decapoda; Penaeidae
Source: RefSeq, a predicted model, not a curated record